Drosophila erecta is the source of this 1155-nucleotide messenger RNA. RefSeq names its product zinc finger protein 330 homolog (gene Noa36). The transcript is spliced from 2 exons. Bases 97 to 1050 code for a protein of 317 amino acids. The record is from RefSeq and is a predicted model, not a curated record. Gene Ontology annotation, cellular component: nucleus. Lineage: Eukaryota; Metazoa; Arthropoda; Insecta; Diptera; Drosophilidae. Gene Ontology annotation, molecular function: zinc ion binding.
UAAAUUCGAAAGCUUUUUGUGGUUUUUUUCGCCGCACCUGCUACAGCCACACUGCCGCACACGUAAGGAAAUAAGUUUUCCAGUUCGAUUUCCAAAAUGCCGAAAAAGAAGACUGGGCAGCGUAAAAAGGCCGAGAAGCAGAAGCUUCGUCUCAAGGAGAUCCGCAGCAGGGAGGUGCCCCUAGCGGACUUGCCCUGCAAUGCCCCGAUGGAGUGCGACAAGUGCGAGAAGAAGCAGAAGUCGAGGGCCUUCUGCUAUUUCUGCCAGAGCAUUCAGAGAUUACCCAUUUGCGCCCAGUGCGGGAAGAUCAAGUGCAUGCUGAAGACCGGCGACUGUGUGGUCAAGCAUCCGGGAGUCUACACCACGGGCCUCGGAAUGGUGGGCGCCAUCUGCGACUUCUGCGAGGCGUGGGUCUGCCACGGACGCAAAUGCCUUCAGAACCACGCCUGCACGUGUCCGCUGCAGAAUGCAACCUGCCUGGAGUGCGAACGCGGUGUCUGGGAGCACGGCGGCCGUAUCUUCAAGUGCUCCUUCUGCAACGGAUUCCUGUGCGAGGACGAUCAGUUCGAGCACCAGGCCAGUUGUCAGGUGCUGGAGUCGGAGAACUACAAGUGUCAAUCGUGCAACAAGCUAGGCCAGUACUCCUGCCUGCGCUGCAAGACGUGCUACUGCGAGGAUCAUGUGCGUCGCAAGGGCUUUAAGUACGACAAGAACAAGCCGAUUCCGUGCCCCAAGUGCAACUACGAUACCUCGGUGACCAAGGACCUCAGCAUGUCCACGCGGUCACACAAAUUCGGGCGCCAGCAACAAGGAGGCAACAGCGACGACGAGGAGGGAUACGGUGGAUACUAUGGAGCCAGUGGCAGUGGCUAUUAUGGUGGUGGCGCCAGCGGUGGCUACUCCUACGGCAAUGAUGAUGAUGAAGAUGAGUCCGAUGGAGACUACGAGGAUGAAAGUGAUGAAGACGAUGAUGAUGAUGAGGAAGAGGAAGAGGAGGAGACUACGGAAAGCGAACCAGAGAAGGAAACCGACAAAAAGUCCACCAAAUAGGCUGAAUUGUUUUUAUACUCGUAAAUGGCUAAGUGAGCGAGUUCUCGGCUGUGCACUCGUUGCUGUCAAUGUAAUAGGGAAAUAAAUUCUUUGUCAAAUUGUGGA